AGUAUUGAGUCUGUCUGUUCGCCGGUCCGACUGCCAGCCAUAGACUAACUCUGCCUUGCCAUCUUCUUCUUCUGUGGCAGAAAGAAAAAGCACAGCAAAUGCAGAGGAGAGAGAGAUAGUUUUUGGUGGGGAGGGGUCUACACAUUUUUUUAUAUCAUUUUUCCUCUUCUGCCAUCUUCUCUCUGCUAUAUAUAUAUAUUUUUUUUAUUCCUUAAUGUUGUAUGUGUUUGGCUUGGCUACCAGCAAUGGCUCGUUAAGUAGAUAUAUAUAUAUAUAUAUAUAUACAAUACAUACAUACAAAUAUAUAUAUGUAGAUAUAUGUCUAUAUGUGUGCCAGUCUGUAGGCAAGUUAGACUUGUCUGUGUGUUGUUAAACCUAUUGGCUGACCGCGCCAUUGCUUGCUGCUGUGGGAGCUGAGCUGUCUGUUGUUCAUGACAUCUUGGAAAGUGUCUCUGCUAUAACAAGACACACCAUUCCGGCCUUGGCUUGGCUGGAUGGACGACAAAAUGCUCCAUUUUCUCACACCACCAUCACACUCCUCUUUAAACACACCCAUCGCCGCUAUUUUCUUUAUUAUGAUUACCAUUUGAUUUCUCUAGGGGGAGGUAUACAUCCAUCCAUCCAUCUAUCCAUCCAUCCAUAUAUAUAUAUACAUACAUAUAUACAUACGUAUAUAUAUACAUAUAUAUAUUAUAUAUAUAUAGAUAUUAUAGAUAUAUUAUAUAUUAUAUAUAUAUAUGUAUAUAUAUAUAUAUAUAUAUAUGGUGUUAGACGUCUGCCUUGGCACUCAAAUAAUUGUCUCCUACCAAGAGAAAGCAACAAAACAAAGACACCUAGAACCACAAACCCAUCAACCAAAACCUAAAAAGCCGAAUCCAGCCUCCAUAUAUACAUAUGUACUUAUAUACACACACGUGCGUGUGUCUAUAUAAAUAUAUAUAUGGUCCUACUCUAGAUCAUUCCAAGAUGGAGUCCAUUAAUCUGAAGACAUGAAAACCAGAAGACACUUGUCUGCCCCACGGAGAAUUACUACCAUUUUGUUCCCUACUACAGCAUCAAUGUGUUAAUAGUGGCAAACAUGUACAAGUCCAAUGCAUGCCAGCAUGGAAAGAGGACCUAAUAUGAUGAAGAUGAUGAGGAUGAUGAUGGUGGUAUAUAUUUGUGUGUGUCAUAUAGAGUGUAAAAUAUGAAACUACACCAAAAAAUCAUUAUUUUUUUAAAUACAUACAUUAACAGACUCACACAGACUUGCACACACCACAUACUGACUCACAAACACGCAAGUUCGUAUAUGAAGACUUUAUCAGAACUUGAAACGAGUUUUGUGUGUGAAAGACAAGCCCAAUGAAAAUUUGCACCCGUACAGAGGAUUUGAACCCGUGACGGACUGAACUGUGUGUCUACAACCUCUGCAGUUUACAAUGGAUCGGUGUAGCAACCAAAGAAUUAUCUCCAGCCAGAGUCAUGGUAAGCAUCUUUCAAUGAAGCAGUCAUCACAGCUGCAUAAGCAGAGUGCGUCGAGUGUACCCAGCAACAAACAUGUGGCACACAGUGGCAAGAUCUCGUCCUCGGUGGCGUUUGGUCUGUCAAACAACUGCCACAACAGCAGCAGCAGCAGCAGCAGCAGCAUAUAUGCCAAGGACUACUCUCAGAAGUCCUCGAUGAGUACCCCAGUGCCAAGGGCGGCACACACUGGCCCUGAUCCUUCCAUUAGGCAGCAUUCUAACAAUCAUCACAGCACCGGUGACAAUCUGCAGUCGCAGGUAAUCGCUGCACAGCAAAGGCUGAUGCAGUCAACAGGGAGUGCAGGCAGUGCAUCGGACAGGCAAGCACAACACUUACAGCUGCAGCAAUAUCCUUCUUCUACAACCUCGUCUCAGUCUAUCCACCAUUCGCAUCACCUGCAAGGACCUCUUCUGCCACUGCUGGGGGACACGAUAUUCUCUUGCGACGUGUUUGGCAAAGAAUUUCCGCAACGUCUCUUGGCAACUUCCAGUCCCAUUGCUACGCAUCUUGGCGACAACGUCUUUCGGCCUGACCUCUACGCCAGUCAGUUCAUCCAACCUUGUUAUCUACCACUGGCCCCCGAACAACUGAUCGGUACCGUGCUGUCAACCACCACUAUACCAUCAACAUCAACAACAUCCACAGCCAACAAAACAAACGUCUCUGAAGAACAUACGGUGACAGCAAACAACAUCUCUAAACAGUACUCAAACAGCGAAAGUUCUUCAAAAAAUUACUCUUUGAAUACAAAUCUUGCCUGUAGUAGUAGUAGUGGUAGUAGUGGUGGUGGUAGUCGAGGUGGUGGUAUUAAUAGUAAUAAUAACAACAACAGUAACAGCAUACACAGCAACCACACCUCUUGCAACAGCAGCCACACCACUACUACUACUUCUACUACUACUAGUGUUAAUAACAAAUCCUACAGUUCCAGUCAGACCCAUUUACUUGAGGUACCCCAAGUUCAGUCCCAGCAGCACAUAUCACAACAAUCGGGGCAGAACUGUUUAUCAUCUCAACAAAUGAGCAAGCAACAACUACAUCAGUCCUUGGCCCAGCAACAGAAUCCACUCUCCUGUGUCAUCGGACAGAGUUCAAAGAAGGUCACCAACUACCAAACUCACUCCCAGGCCCCUUGCAAAACCCAGCCGCAGCAGCAGCCCCAAAAUCUUCAGAAACCGAAACCACCGAGGAAUUUGGAGAGUGACAAGAAUUUGUUUUGUGAUUAUUGCGGGAAAGAAUUUCUUCGAUCUUACUUACUGUUGAUGCAUCGAAGAACUCACACGGGAGAGAAGCCAUUUGCUUGUGAACUCUGCUCCAAACAGUUUGCCAGGAAAGAUACCCUGCAGAGACACCGAAAGAUCCACAUCAUAAAGAUUCCCGAUAAGUUUGACCAAUAUCAGCCGAACAACUAUCCAGAAGAACCAAAGAUAGAAUCAGAAACCAAGGUAAAAAGUAAUUUUAAUUCCGUGGAUAUUUUUGAUCCUUCCGUAAACGACAUUAACCACCUGCACAGGCUGGGAUUAUCCGUCUGUUCGUCUUUACAACCAAACUGUACGCCUGUGACGGAUGAGAAAGCCAUCUCGGAGUUUCAGAAUAGCAGCAUUUCAGUAAAUUCCAUGCUGGAUGGUACAUCACAAUUGCAAAAUUUAUCUGCAACUUCUGAAAAUCAAAUCCAAAAGUUUUCAGUUGGAUCUGCAGACGUGAAGGAAAGCGAGUUUUCUGGUCCGAAAAUUUACAGUUGUGACAUUUGUAAGAAACAAUUUGCUCUUCAACAUUAUCUAAACAUCCAUCGACAAAUUCAUUUCAAAGACAAACCUUUCCAUUGUAAAUUCUGCUCUCACAGCUUCUCAAGGCAAGAUUCAUUGAAACUACACCUGCGAACACACACAGGUGUGAAGCCAUUUCAGUGUGAUGUUUGUCAGAAGUCGUUUGUUCAGCGUUUAUACUUGAAGAUUCACAUGAGGAUCCAUACAGGUGAGAAACCUUACACCUGUGAAUUCUGUAACCAUAGCUUCACACGCCGAGAUUCUUUGACAAUUCAUCGGCGUAGACACACGGGGGAGAAACCUUUCCACUGUGACAUCUGCCGAAAGAAGUUUGCUCAGCGUCUUUAUCUGCAAAUACAUCGCCGAACACAUACAGGUGAAAAGCCAUUUACCUGUGAAAUAUGUAAACAUAGUUUCUCACGCAGAGAUUCGUUAGCUAUUCAUAAGCGGACCCACACUGGGGAGAAACCUUUUAAAUGUGAUGUCUGCCUGAAACAGUUUGCACAGAAGCACUAUUUAAGAAUUCAUCAACGUAAACACACAGGUGAGAAAUUGUUUACCUGUGAUAUAUGCUUCACCAAAUUCACUCAGCUGGGCUACCUUGAGGUACAUAAACGGAUCCACACGGGCGAGAAACCAUUCCAGUGUGACUUGUGCAUUCAGAAGUUUGCUCGAAAAUCCACUCUGAUUAUUCACCGCAGGACACACACGAAUGAAAAGCCAUUCAAGUGUGAAAAGUGUGGAAAAGCUUUUGCUAAGAAAGACAAACUGAAUUCACACAUUCGAACUCAUAUGAAGAAGAAACGUUUCGUGUGUGACAUUUGUGAGAAAUGGUUUUCUCGUCGUGAUACACUGAGGAUACAUCAAAAGUUGCACUCCGAUGAGCGACCUUUUCAGUGUGAAAUCUGUCAGAAAGGGUUUGUACAGAAGGACAAAUUGCUUUUACAUCAAAGAAUUCACUCAGACAACAAACCAUUCACCUGUGACCUUUGUCCCAAGAAAUUCUAUCAACGCAACGUAUUAGAGAUCCAUCGAAGAACACACACAGGUGAGAAACCGUUCCAGUGUGAUUUGUGUCCGCAGAGAUUUGCUCGGAAAGAUACCCGUGCAAUUCACCGUCGAAUCCACACCGGGGAGAAGCCAUUUAGCUGCAAUAUCUGUGGAGAGAGAUAUGCUCAGCGUGAGAGGUUACGUAUACAUACACACAUCCACACAGGAGAGAAACCUUACCAAUGUGAUUUUUGCCCCAAACAGUUCUUUCAAAAAAGCACGCUGACAAUACACAGGCGCUGCCACACCAACGAAAGACCUUUGUUUCAAUGUGACGUUUGUUUCAAGGAAUUUGUCCAGCGGGAUUAUUUAACCGUUCACAAACGCAUCCAUACUGGCGAGAAGCCAUAUCAUUGUGAUAUUUGCCUCCAAAAGUUCUCCCGCCGAGACACUUUAUCGACACACAGGAAAACUCACUCCGGCACGAAGGAGUUUCAGUGUGAAAUCUGCUACAAGAAAUUUGCCAACAAAGAUUAUCUGCGAGUUCACCAGCGGACCCACACGGGAGAGAAGCCUUUCCAUUGUGAAAUAUGUUUGAAAAAAUUCGCUCGCAGGGACUACCUUCAGGUUCACAAGAGAUCCCACACCGGGGAGAAACCUUUCCAGUGUGACAUCUGCUUCAAACAGUUUGCACAGAAAGACUACCUUUUGGUGCAUCGAAGGACCCACACGGGGGAGAAGCCUUACCACUGUGAUAUGUGUAGUCAGAGGUUUGCUCGGCGAGAUUCUUUGCAGAGGCAUAAAAAGACUCACCAGCACAUCGGAGGGUUUGUGAAAAUCAAAGAGAAUUAUUUGGACACAGACGACACAAACGACACGAUCGAGACGUCUCCUCCUCCCCCGCCGCCGCCCCCUCCGCCUCCUUCACAUCCACUUCCGGCCCCUGCACAUCAGUUAGCCACAACUAGCAACACAGAUGAGUUUCCUCCAGUCAGUAAAUACUUGUGGUUGUGAAAGAGAAAAACAUUUUAAUAACUGGACCAACCAACCAGAGCCCCUGAACAAUUUUCAUUGCUGAACACUCAAACAACUUUGGUACUUUUAUUAGGGGACAAAUAUUAAUCCUAAGUUGUAAAACUAUCUUUGACCCCUUUUUUUUUUCAGUCAAUUUUGAUUUUUCUCUCCACCAGAUUUUGUCUUGCAACAAAAGAGGGCAAGCCUGUUUUUAACAACUUUUUUUUCCUUCCGGAAUGUUCUCUCUAAUUCUCAUGGCCCUCUUUUUAUUUACUCAGCACCAAAACUGACCUAAUUCUUGUCCCUUUAUUUUCAUACAAUCUUGUUACAUCCAUUACGAUUUUUUUUUUCCAUGCUAGCAUGGGUGGGAUGGCGCUACAAAUUUACAUUCUUACAUGAAUUGUUGGAGAAAAUGAUGUACUGUUUAUUGCCCUUCCUGAUAUCAAGCAGUCAAUCAUGAAAUAAAUGAUGGUAACACAGCUAAAAAUGGACGUCUGUGUGGGUACUUUCAAGAACAGGGUACCGUGCUUUAAUAACAAGCUUCUAUACCCUUCAGUGUCAAGUUUGGAGUUUAAAAGGAAAGAGACUGUAGAAGUAGUGGCUAUAUAAUGGAAUAGGAUGGUGUUCCAAUACCGCAGUUCUUUAGCGUGGAGUGAAUUGAAGAUUGAAGUCUGCUUUAAAAGAUGGAAACACUGAC
Molecule: messenger RNA, 5973 nt
Organism: Octopus sinensis (East Asian common octopus)
Lineage: Eukaryota; Metazoa; Mollusca; Cephalopoda; Octopoda; Octopodidae
Product: zinc finger protein 420-like
Exons: 2
Coding region: 1422-5276 (1284 amino acids)
Biological process (GO): regulation of transcription by RNA polymerase II
Molecular function (GO): DNA-binding transcription factor activity; RNA polymerase II cis-regulatory region sequence-specific DNA binding
Source: RefSeq, a predicted model, not a curated record